AAUUGCUUGCGCGGAAAAAACUUUGCUUUUUUUAAUUUGUUUUGAGCUACAGCUAGCUGCUCGUCGCCUCGCCUCGGCUGGACUGCGUGCGCGUCCAUCCACUUCGCCAUCUCCAGCUCCAAGUCGGCGCCUUGGGUUUGCCUCCCCCCUCGCCCUCGCCGUCGGCAUUUCAGCACCUCCCCUUGCGGAGCCUUCGAGGUGUUCCCCGAUGGACGACCCCGGCACCGCCGCGCGCAACCACCUCUCGCCGCAGGUCGCCGGCGGCGGGGGGCAGCAGCCGCCGGUGCCCCGCUCACCGACCCCGCUCGACCUCUCCUCGGUCUCGGCGUCCGCGUACCGGCGCCUCUCGCCGUCUCUCCGCCCGCCGGCGCACCCGCAGGUGCGUCUCCCGUCCCCCUACGGCCAGAUCCUCGCGCCGCCGGGCCCCGGCGGCGGGAGCCACCACGCGCGCUCGCUGUCCCAGCCCCUCUUCUUUUCGCUCGAAUCGCUCCCGCCGCCGCCGCCGUACGCCGAUCUGGGUGCGGCGCCCGCUAUACCGCCUUCCCCGCCGUUGUCGAGCUACGACCCGCCGCCGUUCGGGCUACCGCCGAGGAGGGCGGGGCACCGGCGGUCGCAGAGCGACAUCCCCUUCGGCUUCGCCCAGCUCAGCCCGCCGCUGCCGCCGCCGGCGCCGGUGAAGCGCGAGGCGGCCACGGCGGCAGAGGGUUGCAGAUCGGACGGCGACGACGCGGCCUUGUACGACCUCGUCAAUGCCUACAUGGACCUGGACGAGCUGGACCCGCUCAACUCCUCCGAGGAGCGCCACGACGACCGCGACAGCCGCGCGAGCGGCACGCGCGCUGGGAGCGCGGCGGAGAGCAGCGAGAACGAAGCGGAGAGCCAGUCCACGUCAGUAGAGAGGAAGGACGGGGGCAAGUCCCGGCAUUGUCGCAGCCUGUCGAUGGACAGCUUCAUGGGGAAGCUCAACUUCGCCGCUGGUGAUGAGUCACCAAAGCUGCCGCUGCCGUCUCUCAGCGGCGGCCUCACGAGGAGUGGGAGCGGCUCCCUGGAAGGUGGUGCUGUGGCACUGUUUGAUAUGGAAUUUGCAAAUGGAGAGUUCACUGAGGCUGAGAAGAAGAAGAUCAUGGCAAACGAGCGGCUUGCGGAGAUAGCUUUGAUGGACCCCAAGAGAGUCAAGAGGAUUCUGGCAAACCGACAGUCUGCAGCGAGGUCAAAGGAGCGCAAGAUGAGGUACAUUCAAGAGCUUGAGCAUAAGGUACAGGUAUUGCAGACGGAAGCUACUACGCUCUCAGCACAAUUGACAAUGCUGCAGAGGGACUCCACUGGACUGUCCACUCAGAACAAUGAGUUGAAAAUCAGGCUGCAAGCAAUGGAGCAGCAAGCGCAGCUGAGAGAUGCCCUGAAUGAGGCAUUGACUGCUGAGGUCCAGCGUCUGAAACUGGCAACUGGUGAGAUAACCGAUGGCCGUAUGCCGAAGGGCCUACAGCAGCAGAUGAACUCCCAGAUGCUUCAGCUUCAGCAGCUGCAAAUACAGCAGCAGCCAUCACAGCCGCCGCAGCAGCAAGCUCAGCAACAGCAACAGCAGCCACAGAAAUCAGCAUAGAUUUAAUGGGGUCCGGAAAAGGUGGACGAGCACUUUGCAACGAAGCUAAUUAAGUGUUACAAAUUGAAGGCCGACGACGGUGGCAUAGACAUCUGCCGCUGGGGAAAGGAAAACCAAUCUUUUGCGUAUAUCAGACAGGUUGUAGGAUAGCAAUUGUAGGGCGAGAGACGCUCUGUUCCAAGUUGUUUUUGUUUGUUUAAUACCUAGCUGGAGCAUGUUGUCGUCUCGUAUCAUACAUACAUGUGUGAGGCGUCGUGGGGGCGUUCCUGAAGGUUGUCUCCGAGGCGCUUCUGUACUUUGUGCAACAGGGUUAGCUUAUUAAAAGUGUACUGUAACAUUGUAAUUAUCUAUAGCGUACCUUAGUGUCUGUCGAAGUGUUCGCAUGUACGUUGGUAGCUGCUUUUUGGAGGCAGCACAUGGUGGCUGAUUGUUCUGCA
Molecule: messenger RNA, 2040 nt
Organism: Phragmites australis (common reed)
Lineage: Eukaryota; Viridiplantae; Streptophyta; Magnoliopsida; Poales; Poaceae
Product: bZIP transcription factor 29-like
Exons: 4
Coding region: 209-1603 (464 amino acids)
Biological process (GO): regulation of DNA-templated transcription
Cellular component (GO): nucleus
Molecular function (GO): DNA-binding transcription factor activity
Source: RefSeq, a predicted model, not a curated record